This is a messenger RNA of Phodopus roborovskii (desert hamster), 1099 nucleotides long. It is a transcript of the gene Cenpn, whose product is annotated as centromere protein N. Bases 6 to 1025 code for a protein of 339 amino acids. Gene Ontology annotation, biological process: CENP-A containing chromatin assembly; chromosome segregation. NCBI's taxonomy places the organism in Eukaryota, Metazoa, Chordata, Mammalia, Rodentia, Cricetidae. The record is from RefSeq and is a predicted model, not a curated record. The transcript is spliced from 10 exons.
AAGAAAUGGAUGAGAAUGUUGCCGAGUUUCUCCGGAGGAGUAUCUUGAAAAUCCCCUUGUGUGAGAUUAAGACCAUCCUAAAAGCCUGGAACUUUUUGUCUGAAGACCAACUGCAGACCAUAAACUGGCGGCAGAGAAAGGAAUUUCUAGCCCAGGAAGUAAUUCUGAUGUGUGAGGGGAAGUGUGCAAGUCUUGAUGACAUGGCCCUUUUAGACAUCGUGUAUACUCAAGUUUAUCAGCACCAGAAGCUUUGGAAUGUCUUUCAGAUGAGUAAAGAACCAGGUGAAGAUGUUGACCUUUUUGACAUGAAACGGUUCCAAAGUUCCUUUAAGAAAAUUCUUCAGAGAGCAUUAAAAAAUGUUACGGUCAGCUUCAAAGUCGACGGGAACAAUGCCGUGUGGAUUAGGGUUGCCUGGGGAACACAGUAUUCACAGCCAAACCAGUACAAACCCACUUUUGUGGUGUAUUAUCCCCAGACUCCAUAUGCCUUCAUUUCCACCUGCCAUCUGAAGAGCACUGUACCCCUUCUCCAUCAGGCCCUGAAAAUUGCUAGCAAACACCAUCAGAUCGUGCAAAUGGAUCUGAGAAGCCGGCACCUGGACUCGCUCAAGGCUAUUGUUUUUAAAGAGUAUGACCAGACCUUUGAAAGUCACAACUCUGCAGUGCCUCUACAAGAAGGAAGCCUUGGACUAGACAUGAAUUUGGAUUCAAACAUCAUUCAUGAAAACAUGGAAGAAAAAGAAAGAAUCCAAAGAAUCACUCAAAAGACAUUUGGAGCCUAUCCACAGCCACAGCUGGAAUUUGCACAGUAUAAGCUGGAGACCAAAUUCAAGAGUGACAUAAGUGGGGGCAUCUUGGCUGACAGGAAAGAACCUCUACGGUGCCUUGUAAAAUUCUCAAGCCCACACCUUUUAGAAGCUUUGAAAUCCUUAGCACCAGCCGGUAUAGCAGAUGCACCACUUUCUCCACUGCUCACCUGCAUACCAAGCAAGAAAAUGAAUUAUUUUAAAAUUAGAGAUAAAUGAGAUAGAUGUGGCUUUGCUUAUAUUGUAUGUGCAGUUCCAGUUGUGGCUGGCUGGCUUCUGUGUAUACUCUUAUA